This is a messenger RNA of Aphanomyces invadans, 924 nucleotides long. RefSeq lists its product as hypothetical. The record is from RefSeq and is a predicted model, not a curated record. The transcript is spliced from 4 exons. Lineage: Eukaryota; Oomycota; Saprolegniomycetes; Saprolegniales; Verrucalvaceae. Bases 7 to 924 code for a protein of 305 amino acids. Gene Ontology annotation, molecular function: metallopeptidase activity.
CAACUGAUGGCAACCCAAGCAUUGACGCUGGCGCUGGGAAAGCCUCCCGCUUCAAACGAUCUGAAGCGGGCCCUCGAUGUCGACAUGUACAACGCACUCAAGUCGGUCUCAACUGCGCCGCCCGUGCAGUCCGUCGCAGCGUUCUUGACCGACAAACAAAAUGGAGCGCACCUCGGGAGGGACCUGCUUCAGCGGCCAGUGUGCGUCACGAGCAUCGGCACCCCAGACGUGACGCCUUCGUGGGUGCCUUUCCUCAACGCCUUCUUCGACGUGUCGUCGUUCCAUUCGGCUACGAUCCCUGCCUUCGCCGCACAUCGCGUCCGCAUGCUACAAUGCCCCGUUCCAGGCCAACCGAGCCUCCCGGCGCUGAACGUCCAAAACGUCGUGGAUGCCGCGGCCCGUCAUGGCCCGCCUGGGUCGUCCUCCAUCGUCGUGCUGACAUCUUUUGCAUUGAGACACGUCGACGAGAAUCGCCAAAGUGCAGCGUGUAUGUCCGUUGCCGACGGGAAGCUCGUCGUGGUCUUGUCGAUGGCACAAUCGAGUGCCGUGCCGCCGUCGCCGCACCCCGUCGUGCACGCGAUGCUGCAUGCCGUUGGAGUCCAUCCCUGCAGCUUCUUCGAAUGCGCCAUGAACGCCUGCUCCAAUGGGUCCCCAUCGUUGGUGCUCUGCCCUCUUUGCCUUCGCAAGUGCAGCCUCGUCGUACCGCAAUUCAACAUUGUUCGGCGAUACGAAGCGCUGCUGGCAAUCUUGGAAGGCUGGUGUGCAUGCGACGGUGGGUGGGUCGAGUCAUUCCACCGGUGGUGCGCCGAUCACAUCGCAUACAUCACCAACACCCCACGACCGUCCAAGCGUGCCAUGGAUGCCGUCGAUGUGUCCAAGCUAACGCUGCUCAAACGAAGAUUGGCAGCGCGGAAGCAGCGGUGA